This is a messenger RNA of Hyaloscypha bicolor E, 201 nucleotides long. RefSeq lists its product as uncharacterized. The transcript has a single exon. The coding region runs from base 1 to 201 and encodes 66 amino acids. The record is from RefSeq and is a predicted model, not a curated record. NCBI's taxonomy places the organism in Eukaryota, Fungi, Ascomycota, Leotiomycetes, Helotiales, Hyaloscyphaceae.
AUGGCGGGAUACAUUAAAAAUGGUUCCCUGCCAGUCCAGACCAUCUCGGACACUCAAGCCUCAAUCCUGGACUUCUUAUUCCCAGGCUUCACCCGCAUGUCUGCCGCUGUCCAAGGGUAUCUUACCAUUAACUUAAACGUUUAUAUCCCUCUAUUAUGUUUUUUUGGAUUAAUAAUAUUUGAUUACAAACAUAUUUACUAG